AUGCAGUACAGUUCUCAACAACCAUUACCAUCGUCACAUACCUAUUUCACUCCGAUUCAACCGACAUCAUCCAUGCAAUAUGCAACUGUCUAUCCAACAUCAGUACCUCCACCUAUAUUUCCUUCAUCAUCCUCUUCGUCGUCAUCAUUGUCAUUGAAAUCGACUAGAAAAUCACAACAUAAUCAGAUAUCUUCUCAAUUAACAGCUAUACCACCAGCUAGUUCCGCAUACAUGUCACCGAUUGAUUCGCCAACAACGUAUAUGUCUCGCGGUUCAACGUCACCAUCGUCCGAUCUGAAAGAUACAGACACAGUCAAAUUAUUUGUUGGACAAAUACCGCGACAUUUAGAAGAACAUGAUCUUCGGCCUAUAUUUGAAGAAUUUGGACAAAUUUAUGAGUUAACCGUGCUGAAAGAUCGAUUUACGGGCAUGCACCGUGGAUGUGCUUUUCUGACGUAUUGCCAUCGAGAUUCGGCACUCAAAGCUCAACAAACCCUACACGAACGUCGUACACUGCCUGGCGUAACCUACGCCAGUUGGAAAACGCGGUGUAAACGCGCAAUGAAAAGAAAAUAUCGUGCCAACAGCAUUGAUACGUCUCCUUCUACUUCUUCGGAAUCUUCAACUACACUCAUGAGUCGUCCUAUUCAAGUCAAGCCAGCAGAUAGCGAAUCACGAACAGGUAAUUGA
Molecule: messenger RNA, 690 nt
Organism: Adineta ricciae
Lineage: Eukaryota; Metazoa; Rotifera; Eurotatoria; Adinetida; Adinetidae
Source: the annotation of a GenBank genome assembly